This is a messenger RNA of Thalassophryne amazonica, 2231 nucleotides long. RefSeq lists its product as uncharacterized. The transcript is spliced from 2 exons. Gene Ontology annotation, molecular function: G protein-coupled receptor activity. NCBI's taxonomy places the organism in Eukaryota, Metazoa, Chordata, Actinopteri, Batrachoidiformes, Batrachoididae. The coding region runs from base 119 to 1189 and encodes 356 amino acids. The record is from RefSeq and is a predicted model, not a curated record. Gene Ontology annotation, cellular component: membrane. Gene Ontology annotation, biological process: G protein-coupled receptor signaling pathway.
AUGAGUCAGUUUGGAGUGAGUGUUCGUGGAGGACACACGCGGGGUGGAUCAUGCAGCAGACAAACGUUUCCGUCCUCCUAACUUUUCCCAUGAUCCUCCCGAAGCCAUCCGAGGAGUGAUGUCAUCCGAUAACGUCACGGGCUCGGAGGUGACGUACACCUGCGUGCGCUUCUACGUGUCCGCCGCGUCCUUCUCGGUGCUGCUCUUCUUCAACCUCAUCAUCAACUGGACCAUCGUGCGCGAGGAGCGGCUGCGCUCUCACGCACGCUUCGUGCUGAUCUUCCACCUGCUCGUGUCCGCGCUUGUCCACCUGGGCACGAGCAGCGUCUUCUACUAUCAGAUCCACCUGGACGCGCGCCCGGGCCGCUCGGCGUGCGUGGCCUUGGUGACGGUUCUGAUCAGCAGCGCCUCCAACAUCCUGCUCACGCUCACGGUCAUGGCGCUGGACCGCUACUGCGCCGUGUGCCGCCCGAUGCGCUACACCUCGGCGUGCACGCGCGGGCACUGGCCCUGGCUCCUGGGGGCGCUCACGUGGCUCCUGGCCCUCCUGAUCCCGCUCAGUCUGUUCCUCCAGGCGGACGCCGGCGCCGGUGCGCACGAGGAGUGCGGGCGCGAGCAGCUGAAGAGGGGCGAGCUUCACAAAGUGGUGUUCAUCGGGCUGUGCGCGCUCGUCAUCCUCUACAGCUACGUCCGCAUCCUGCUGGAGGGCCGCCGCUUAGGGGUGCUCAACCGGCGCAACCGUGCCGGGUGCCGGACCAUCGCGCUGCACGGGACGCAGCUGACGGUUUACAUCCUCCCCAACUUCGUCAACUUCGUGCUGGCGGUUCUGCACAAGAGGAGCCUGAUCCGGCCGGAAACCAAGGAGCUGGCCGCCGUGGUCAUCUUUGCCUUCUUCAGCUUGGCGCAGUGCGUUGCGCCUGUUGUUUACGGUUUGCGCAAAGAGGAACUUCUGGAGCAGCUGAGUCUGCGGUUCCCCUGCUUCUCCCGCUACUUAAAGCAAGUCUUGGGCUGGACUGUGCGCGCCAACUGGACAUCAACCCGCCACAGAACACGGGAGCGAACGCUGACGGCCCAGACGAUGAUCUCUAGAGAGGUAUCAUACACCCCUGAGGAGGAAGCCAGGCCGAUGUCAGUCAGCAGCGUUGCACACGACCUACACCUGUGCCAAGCUUACACAGACGAUGCCUGAUAGGGAAGAAGCACAUACUAAAAGGAACCGCGUUGGACAGACAAACACCAGGCUCAUCCUGACCAGGGGCCCUUCAGAGCUGGAUUUACAGAACUGAAACCUCAUCUUACUGAUAUUUUUGACAGAGGAGGUGACCAAUUUGUUCUUGCACUUGGUUUCAGUGUGGAAGUUUCUCAGUUCAAACCCCACCCCUGCCACAUUUCUUCAUGUGGAGUUACAUCAGGAAGGACAUCUGGUGUAAAACUUGUAUGAGUUUGAUGGAACAGUGAGCAGAUUGCAGUAUGAGCCACCUGGGCACGAGCAGCGUCUUCUACCAGAUCCAUAUUAACAACAUGUCCCGUGUUUUCUGCUUCAUCUUCUCCUGGCUGGGCCAUGGAUUUAAACAAUCUUCAGGUCCCAAGAUCACUUCCUGAAAGACAACUUGGCAUUACUUUUCCCAAUAAAAGUGUCAAGAAUGAACACAACAUGUGUUUAACUUAUUUAGUUUUAAAAGUUUUUGGUGUGGAUCUUGAGCUUUGUGUUGAGAGGAGGUAAGAGACACGAUCAUGAGAUAAGAAAUGGUUAAUGUUUUUUUGCAGCUCGGCUAAUUGAGCAAGCUGUCCAUCGAUUCCCAAGUCAAUGAUAAUCACUCACAGUCACUGAUAAUAUACCAGUAUUGAAUAGAGUAGGGCCCAGAACACUUCCCUGGGUUCAAAUUUUCAAGUACUGCGUGCACAAACACUUUUCAGUGCGGUCUGGUGGAGCCAGAUGUUGAUUUAGUUUGUUCACUUUUGUCAAAUCCAACAGUGUUGCCUUGUGAUGCCAUAAAGAACCUUGUCCUUAUGUCACAAAGAAAACUAUUGUCAAGCAUGUAAUGAUUUUAUUUUUUGAUGCUUUACAGUAAGAGUACAAUUAAUUCAUGUAUUAUGCUUUGACUAAGUGAAUCGAGUUACCUUUGCCUAGUAAUAAUUUAUGACGGGUGUUCAUGAUAAAUAAUUUAUACAUUUAAUAAUUUAUAAACAUAAUGAUUAUUAAUAAAUUACUAAACAUUUGCACUGGUAAA